Molecule: messenger RNA, 1215 nt
Organism: Elaeis guineensis (African oil palm)
Lineage: Eukaryota; Viridiplantae; Streptophyta; Magnoliopsida; Arecales; Arecaceae
Source: RefSeq, a predicted model, not a curated record
ACGCGCGGAGGAACCCCUUCCGGGAGUCGAGAGGGAAGGGAAGAUGGAGAGAGAAAUGCAGGGAUUCCACCUCUUUGUCUCUCCUCGAUCCUUCUCCUCCUCCUCUUCCUAUAAGAUUCUCACGUUAUGCGAUUGUCAAUAGGCUUAAAGAUGAUAUCUCAUGUAUAUGAUAAGCUGUUUGAACAUGGACCAAUGAAGCCCUUGCUGAUGUCUUCCUUAUAAUGAGGCCGUCUUUUCAGCCAUCACAAUGUCGAUGUCUGAUUCACAUGCCAUAUCUGGAAAUUUAGGUCCAAGAAGCAUCUCAUCAAAGCCAAGCCCAGCAAAUGUUGAUUGUUCGGAUGAUGAAGCGAGUCCACAUGCUCCUAGAGAAGAAGGGCUUGAGUGCCCAAUAUGCUGGGAAUCUUUCAACAUUGUGGAAAAUGUGCCAUAUGUUUUAUGGUGUGGUCACACCCUCUGCAAGAAUUGUGUCCUAGGACUUAAGUGGGCUAUAAUGAAAUUUCCACCUCUACCUGUCCAGCUUCCCCUCUUCAUUUCAUGCCCAUGGUGCAACUUAUUAUCUUUUCGGCUGAUUUACGAGGGUGAUCUAAAGUUUCCGAGAAAGAACUACUUCUUACUCUGGAUGGUUGAGAGCAUGAACAGUGGCCAGGCAAAAUUUUUUUCUUCAUUGAGUGCCGACAACCAACAGGUUUGCCCUCCAAAUGGUGGCUUGGCUGUGGGAAGCAAUGGUAGCCACCACCAUAACCUCAGAAGAAUCCCUCAGUACAUGCAUCCGGAUGAUUCACCCUCUAGCACAAAUCAACCUGGUAUGAGGGCUAAUUACUUGAAUUUGGAGAGGAUUCACUCAUUGCUUCGGGAGUCACUGGUUUUCUUUGUUCACUUGAUUGCCAAGUUUCCACUGGCUCUUAUAUUCCUCCUCAUUGUCCUAUAUGCAAUACCUGCCAGUGCUGCCGUUCUUGCCCUGUACAUCCUUGUCACCAUCCUGUUCGCAUUGCCUUGUUUCUUAAUAUUGUACUUUGCAUACCCUAGUUUGGAUUGGCUUGCUAGAGAGAUCAUCUCAUGAGAUUUCCAAUCACUCCAAGCCAGGACAAAUGAGUCAGAGCUUUCUGGCUGCUAUCUGUUGAUUAUGAAGUGUGUCCAUGAUGUAAUUCAGCUGUUCUUAUAAUCGCGCACAGUAUUCCUAUUUAAUGAAGCUUGGAAAUUGGGAUUUACAUCAAA